AGUAGCUCAAGCUGCACAACUCAUUUCGGAAUAUUUAGCUCAAAAUUAAGGAGUUAUCAAAAGAGAAGAACAAAAUCGGAUCAUUCCGAACAUCCGACAAUAGCCGCCAUAUAACAUAACAGGAGCAGAGAAAUGAAUCUAUUGCGCAACCUGCGAGCUUUAUUCAGUGAGUUCUUCUACCAGAAUUAUCCACUCAUCUCCAUUUGCAGCUGCUUUGUGGCAUUGCUAACGGCCUAUUUGCACUAUGAGUGGAAGGUGCACAACUAUGAUCUCAUGUCCUGGAAGCAACUCAGUGAGGCAUGCCACGUCACGGACAUUGAUUUCGUUCAACUCUGCUUCCUGCUCACGAUACUCGUCAUCAACGUCAUCUUUGUGGGCCUCAUCAUUGGCGCCUAUAUGCAUCCUUUGGGGCAACGCGACACGGAGUUAACCCUGCUCGAGAUCAAGGAUCGCUUCUCCCGAUUCAUAUUGUUGCGGCUCAUUGCUCGACUCGAUCGCAUCCAGGGCAAGAUGGCGGCCAAGCGGAAGAGUCUCAACUUCCAUCACUUUGCGAGAUCUCAUCACAGCAUGGUCAAGGCGGUGGCCGUGUUCCGCAAGGAUGCCAGGAAGCUUCUGCUGCCCAACGAGUCGGAGAUUAUGCAACCGAUCGAGGAUAUCUAUGGAGUGGCCGAUGACGAGGAGCGAGCUCUGCGACGAGAUGGAUACUACAAGCUACCCAUUGAUAUCACCGAUGCCACCGUCAAGUGUCUUUUCAGCGCUCAAUGAGGGGUCUACUCAUACCGAUAGCUAUCGAUUACCAACGCUUGCAACUGCAAUUGAAAUUCCGAUUUUGUUUAUAAUUCAUUGCAAAUAAAAAAUCUACUUCGAUAACUAUCGAAUAGUUGCAACUGCAA
This is a messenger RNA of Drosophila innubila, 893 nucleotides long. RefSeq lists its product as uncharacterized. NCBI's taxonomy places the organism in Eukaryota, Metazoa, Arthropoda, Insecta, Diptera, Drosophilidae. The record is from RefSeq and is a predicted model, not a curated record. The transcript has a single exon. Bases 133 to 765 code for a protein of 210 amino acids.